CCAGGUUGCUGGUAUGUACAAGGGCAAGUGCUAUACAACCCCAGGGGAACAGGCCAGGGACCAUCGGAUGUUACGGAUGCCAUUCCUGGGAGAGCGACCCCAGGAGCAAUGGGUGACUGAGUUGGACAGGCUGGUCCAGCAGGAGAUAGAGCUGGACAACAGAUAUCGGGCUCUGCAAUGGUAUGCAGAGCAGAAAUAUUUAGGGGUGACAACAGAAUGCUCUCCGGAGGGAUAUGACUUUGCUGGCCCUGGAUUGCUGUGGGAGAGCCUUACAGAUCUUUUUGUGUUUGGCGAUGAAGGAGAACCUACACUUGAGGACCUGUGAGAAGACUAUGUUCAGUCUCACAGGGGUCUCAGAGCUUGAACCAGAUCUGGAAUACCUGCUUAUGAAAGAACAGCAUCUGGAAAGGACAUACAGGCAACUGCUAAAACAUGUCCAGCAGCAUGCCCAAGAAUCAGCAGUUCCAGAGACUGGGGCUUUGAUUAACUUUUGUGCUGAGGGGGAACCAGCCGGUGCGCCUCCAGCAGAAGAGCUGGCAACAGGGCCAAAUAUUGCUGAACUCUGCCCAGCACUGGUA
Molecule: messenger RNA, 578 nt
Organism: Staurois parvus
Lineage: Eukaryota; Metazoa; Chordata; Amphibia; Anura; Ranidae
Source: the annotation of a GenBank genome assembly